CCAUUGAUGAGUGAUGACAACCUCACACCGUAUCCUAUAUGUUGAUUUCUUGUACUUUUUUUUUUUUUUAUCAUCAAUGACAAACAGUUCUGUCCAAUCAUUUAGUUACUGAAAUCCUCAAAUAAAUAAGAAUAUCAUAAUUUCCUGUCUCUUCCAUAGUUAUUUCUUCUCGUAAUCUUUAUUCUAAGCUUAUCUUUGUGGAAAAAUCAGAAACUAGGGCUAAAAUUCCACCUAAUUGCAGAUAAUAAUGGUGGAAAUCAAUAUUGUUCUCGGUUCUGAAGCAAAACUGUGGGGAGUAGAAAUAUUAAUUAAACAAAAACGUUUCGACUCCAUCCUUCUUGUAGUAUUGUUGUGAGUCAAGUCCUUUCAUACAUGGAAGCUCUUUGUCCUUUUUCGAAAUUUGAAGUUUUACAUAAACGACGCCUGGCGUUUUGAAGCAGCAAAUGAAAGUUUGAAACCCGCCACGCCUCAGUAGGCAGAUGUGAGUUGUGCCACGCCACGUUGAGUUUGUUUCUUCCGUUGUCAGGGUGCUGUGGUGUGGGUCAAGGAUUGCAUCUAAGUUGUGUCGUUGAAGGAGUGCACUUGAAUCCAGCCCCAAUAUUGCAGCAGACUGGCUUUGUUAUUUUCUCCGUUAUAUCAAGAAGGAUGCAUGCGUGCCGUGUGGUUCACGUGACAUGUGGUGACCAAACCACCACCGCCAGCCGCCAGGUAGCCCCGGGACAGGCCCAUUGGGCCAUCCAUCAUGCUGCCAUCCUUGGCCCAGGAGCUAAGAACAGUCUUCAUUGAUGGUGCAAGGAAAGUGUAAAACGUCGACGAACGAAAAGUGCUUCGAAAGGAGAGGGCGGGUCAGCUUCAGAACUGCGCCGGUGUGCUUCGUAAUCCUCGUGAAUCGCAGGGCAAUGGUGGACGAUGCUGUCAGAGCCAUGCUUCAGGAUGACGUCAUUGAACCUGCGGCUUCGCCUUUCAACGCUCCGCUUUUCUUGUUUCCCAAGUCUGAUGAUGUCCCACGAGCCCAAGUACUUCGGCAGGCUGCCCAGUAUGGUCUGUGGUGCCAAAACUACAGGACUGGUGUUGGAACUCGUGCAAUCUUCCAUACUUAUCUGAUUGGCAAAUUUAUGAUGUCACCAAACUAUUGCCGUGAGAGAGAACCACUGCUGCUGCUGCCUUUCCAUGGGACAUUCCAUCCUCCCAUGCCCUGAGGAAGAUAGGAACAUUGUAGUGCCAACACUUACGGGGUUCCUCAUCUCCACAAGGUGAGGCACCCUGAGGACCUUCCUACUCUUGGCACCCGUGGACACAACCUGCCUUUCCUGCAGGUCAGGGAUUCAUACUUGAAACUCCUGCAUCUCCAAGAUCCUUUGAUGAACUUAGCCUGUGUCUCUGAGACCUUUGUAACAAAGACUUGAGAACAAGAGAACUACCACACUCAGCCAAAACUGUACGGAAAGCUGCCAUCUCUACACAAACUAGCUAGUGUUAGGUCACUCACCACCAACAGAGACAUGUUCAUUCACUAGGAAGGUUGACCUGAGAGAAACACUAAACUGAUUCUGUCUGUGAAUCUGUAGAGAUGAAUUUAAUUAUGCUGUGUGUCUGUAAAUGUCAGUUUAAACAAUCACUUUUAUUUAUCACAUAUUUAUUGUUUAUUGAACAUAUAUUGACCAUCAAACUUAAAAGGGAUAAUAAACCUAAGUGUGGUUUGGGUGAUACAAUAAUAUAGAUGAGAUCUGUUUUUGGGAAUCUCCCUUAUUAGAUGUGAUCUCAGCAAGAAUUGGCUCAUACCAUUAGAUGCAGAAUUAGAUAUAGUGUUGACUCAACACUAAUUACAUUUCCAUAAAUUAUGUACUCUAUCUCUCUUACGAGGAUUUGGUACACAAGUGCACUUUUGUUAUCUAAUCUUUACUCAUGUAAUGGUAUAAGUAUACUAAUAUUGAAAUAAAAUUACA
This is a messenger RNA of Portunus trituberculatus (swimming crab), 1946 nucleotides long. RefSeq lists its product as uncharacterized. The record is from RefSeq and is a predicted model, not a curated record. The transcript has 5 exons. NCBI's taxonomy places the organism in Eukaryota, Metazoa, Arthropoda, Malacostraca, Decapoda, Portunidae. Bases 786 to 1199 code for a protein of 137 amino acids.